UGUGACGACGUUUUCGUUUUCAUGCUUCUUUCCUGCUUUGGGCAAAAGUUUCAAUAUUAAUUUGGAGCAAACGUUUUCGUGUUCUAUGCUUUUUCGUGCUCUAGGUGCAAGUUUCAAUAUUGUUUAGCCCGAAAGUAUUUUAUUAAAAAAAAAUGGAUUGAAAAUGUUCUAAUUAUUUGAGAUUAUUUAACAUCGAGGAAUCAUGUUAAUUAAUAAAGUUUUCGGAAAUGUAUUAGUUUCACAUACUGUCCGUAAAGUAUUAGCAAAAUGUUAUACAGAAGGUCUAAAAUCCCAUCAAAAAGAUUUGAUGUCUAGAGGUCUACCCCAUAAAAAACCUAUCAUAGGAGUAAAGCAAAUUGUUCUCAUAUCCUCUGGAAAAGGUGGGGUAGGAAAAUCUACAACCGCAGUAAAUCUUUCAACGGCUUUGAAGUUAGUGUAUCCUAACAAAAAUGUCGGUCUUCUGGAUGCCGAUAUCUUUGGUCCCAGUAUUCCACUUAUGAUGAAUCUGCAUGAUACACCAUUUUUAACAGAAAAAAACCUCAUGGUGCCCCUAGUAAACUAUGGAGUAAAAUGCAUGUCAAUGGGUUUUUUGAUUGAAGGAGCAACUCCAGUAUUAUGGAGAGGUCUAAUGGUUAUGCAAGCACUCGAAAAACUUAUAAGACAAGUCGAUUGGGGUGAUAUCGAUUGGCUUAUUGUAGAUACUCCACCCGGGACUGGAGAUACACAUUUAAGUUUGGUACAGAAUUUACCGAUUUCUGGUGUUGUGUUGGUAACUACUCCUCAAACGGCAGCUCUUCAAGUAGCAAAGCGAGGGGCUGGUAUGUAUGAUAAGUUGAAUAUCCCAAUAAUUGGGAUAGUCGAAAAUAUGAGCCACAUAACUUGCCCGACUUGCUCCAGUGACAUCAAAGUUUUCGGAAAUGGUACUAAGCAAUUUUCCAAAGCUAUAAACACGGAGAUAUUAGAAAGUUUUCCCUUAAACAAAGUCGUUUCCGAAGGCGUUGGUAACGGACUUCCUAUAGUUUUAAAUGGAAAUAGUUUAGAAAGUAAUUUGUACAGAAAUUUAGCCAAAAAGGUUGUUAACUUUUUAAAAAAUAAAGCUGCGAUCGAGUAA
This is a messenger RNA of Cylas formicarius (sweet potato weevil), 1111 nucleotides long. RefSeq names its product iron-sulfur protein NUBPL (gene Nubpl). Gene Ontology annotation, cellular component: mitochondrion. Gene Ontology annotation, molecular function: 4 iron, 4 sulfur cluster binding; ATP-dependent FeS chaperone activity; ATP binding. Gene Ontology annotation, biological process: iron-sulfur cluster assembly; mitochondrial respiratory chain complex I assembly. The coding region runs from base 203 to 1111 and encodes 302 amino acids. Lineage: Eukaryota; Metazoa; Arthropoda; Insecta; Coleoptera; Brentidae. The transcript is spliced from 4 exons. The record is from RefSeq and is a predicted model, not a curated record.